AUGCCCCCUUUUGGAAUUGCCUGGCUUGUCGGGUGUCUCUAUGCAGUUUACUGCUUCAGAAGGGUUGGUUGUAAGGGUCCUGCAGGAUCAGAUGAUGCGAUGCAUAUGUUGAAACUUUGGGUCGCUGCGAGCAACAUGCGGCAGGGAAAAGAUGGUUUUGCGACUGGCAGCAUGGAUCAGACUGCAGUGGAUGGAUGGCCUACUUGGCUGGAGCAGUUCUUUUGGGGGCAGAGGAAGCAUGGCCACGCAGCACACAGACAAGGAGCUUGCUCCUCACAAAGCUGCGGGGAAAGUCCUCGUGCCCUUGAGCAGAGAGUGCCACUGGGAGACCAGCAGGCCUGGGUUCAGGAGCUUACAGCGAAGCUUUUUGCAGAGGUGUGGUUCCUGAGCACUGGCCACUUGCAGCAGCAAAGUUAUGCCAUGAGCGUUUUUGCAACGCCAACUGAACGAGGCUCACUCUCCUGA
Molecule: messenger RNA, 465 nt
Organism: Effrenium voratum
Lineage: Eukaryota; Dinophyceae; Suessiales; Symbiodiniaceae
Source: the annotation of a GenBank genome assembly